Molecule: messenger RNA, 1873 nt
Organism: Sinocyclocheilus anshuiensis
Lineage: Eukaryota; Metazoa; Chordata; Actinopteri; Cypriniformes; Cyprinidae
Product: zinc finger protein 236-like
Exons: 7
Coding region: 19-1572 (517 amino acids)
Source: RefSeq, a predicted model, not a curated record
ACCCUGAGAAGAUCACUGAUGAGAAUAGCAAUGAUUGUGCUGUUGAAGUUCAACAUGACUCAAGCCAUAUCGGUGACAAGCGAGCAGAAGAGAAAAAGAGUCUACCAGAUCAGCUGUCUGAAAGAGGAGUCAAAGAAACGUUGUCCAAGUUCUCAUUCUCAGGAUCCUGAAUGCCAAACCAGUUCCACUGAUGACAACUCCAGCGUAUUCAAGAUACAUCACUGCUGUUACUGCAAGCAGCCACAUCAUAGAAUGAUGGAUCAUCUUCAGUCAGUUCAUCCUAAUGAACCAGAGGUGGCAAAAGCUCUCACUUUUGACAAGAGCUCACAAGAAAGGAAACAACUUUUGAACCUUCUACAAACUAGGGGAAAUAUUCUACACAACACAAAUGUGGUUCAAAGUAGUAAACAAGAUUCAAAACCAUUUGGGACGUUUGCAUCGGGUUGUUCAUUUGAUGAUAGAGUUUAUUGCAUCUACUGUUUAGAGUUAUUUAACAAGAAGUCUUUUGCUUCACAUUUAGAGCAGUGUAAGGGCAAAUCUACUCUCAGUGCUGAGGCUAGCUGUGGUGAAAUGCUUCCUAAUGCUGGGCCCAUUCCUCCAAACCCUACACUUAUUUCCCCCUCUAGUCCAGAAGAGAUUGAUGCCAAUAUAGAACCAUCAGGUUUUCAUUGCCUAAAUACCCUCUAUGAAGCCAAUUUUAAAAAUGAACAAGGAAGUUCUUCCCUUCCAGAUUUCAGCUGCUAUGAACAAACAGACAUCUCAAGUCCAAAUGAGGAGUUUCGAAACAAUAGACAGGCAGAGGGAGCCAUUUUACAAUUCAGACGUUCUCCUGAAAAUGAAGUAGGUUACGAAUUGAAGUCAGGUAAUUCUCCCAAUCCAAGCACUGGACAAGAAUCAACAGACUAUAAGAAUGAAGGAGUAACUUUCCCAAAGUGUGAUGUUGAUCAAGAAAGGGCUAUGAGACUAACAUCAGACACAAGCUCCAUCGGUCCUCACCCAGAAUACGACGUUCUCAGAAAUGAUGAUCCAUGUGAUGAUUUCAGUCCACCUCAAAAUGCCCAAACUGUGUGUAAUGACACACCCAAGAGUAGCGUGAAAGUCCAAACGUAUGCAACAGGGAUGAAGAGGAGGAGGAAGAGGCGCUCACGUGUCCAUAAUCAGUCACUGCUCAUGGAUGAUGACUUGCUGGGUGAAGGAGAGAUGUCCAACUCAAAACAACAUGUCUGCCAGCACUGUAAGGCAACUUUUGGCAGUCCAUACACGCUGCGCAGACAUGAAUACACUCACACGGGUGAGAGGCCAUUCUGGUGCCAUCAGUGUAAUAUGGGCUUCAUCCAGAAGUAUCGACUUCUGAAGCACACAUUUGCUUGCCAUGGGGACACACCAGACCAGGAAAAACUGAAAAGAGCAAAGAGAUCAAUUAAAGAUGAAGAGUCGUCAGUAAGGGAUGAAGCUAGUAUAGAGCCGUCAACAAAGAGUCUUGAGGAUUUACCAAAUUCUGUUACUAGGCAAGACACAGAGGUGAGAGUUCUAUUGGGAAAAAGCAGAACACAGUACAGUCAAAGACUAUGACACGGAUUGCUAGAAGUUAUUGUUUGCAUCUUAGUGUUAUGUUUUUUUUUAUGUAAAUAUGUUUUACAAUGUUGUCUCAAUCUGAUGGGUUCAAUACUUUUAUGGAUUGGUUAAUUUCAGCCUGCUGUAUUGUACAGAUCAUAGCAUAUGUUUAUUAAUUAACUUCAGAUUGAGAAUAAAAAAGGUAGAGGAAUCUAAGGGUAUAUUGGUCUUUUUUUGGUAUCUGAUAUGUGACUUAAGGCAGUUUUCAGUUACCCAGUUACAGUUGAGACUAGACAUUUACUCUAUUACUCCAGUCUUC